Molecule: messenger RNA, 801 nt
Organism: Prorocentrum cordatum
Lineage: Eukaryota; Dinophyceae; Prorocentrales; Prorocentraceae
Source: the annotation of a GenBank genome assembly
AUGGUGCUCGCGGCCACGACCGCGGCGGUGGCGGCUGCCGCCACCGGCGCCGCCGCCGUGGCCGGGUGCUUUGGCGCCGCCUGGGGCCGUGGCCCCAGCUUGGCCAGUCGCCGCUGCCGGCACCAGUGCAGGAGCAUCUCGGUCGAGGGGUUCGUGCUGGUCAAGGUCAGGGGCAAGCCCACGCACAGGUACGCUGCCCUCAAGGGGCAGACCCUCUUCGUCGGGCGCGGGCCAGACUCACUGGUAGCCGCCGAGGUGGUCGGAGGGGCUCGGCUGAGCUUGCAUCGCAGGCUGCACCAGUUUGACGGGGAGUGGACCGCCUACGUCGACAUCCUGCCACUCUCAGGCCGCCGGGUGUGCAUCCAUUUCCGGGACAUGGACUCGGCGCAGCGUUGGAUGGCCGCGCUGCAGCAGGCCGUGCGUGGCCUGAGGCCGGCGGACCUCAUCCAUCGGCUGGCGGGCGACCUCGACGCGCUGGCUGCGACGAACAGGGAGCUGACCCAGAUGGUCAGUAGUCUGGGCGUCCAGCAAGGGGAAGCCGAGCCUGCCCAUGGCGUUCAACCGCAGGGUGACUGCGCGGCGGUUGACUCUUGUACUCGUUCGGGUGCUCGCGACCAGGAAGGUGAGCAUGAGAGAUUGCUUGAGACUUCCAAGUUCGCGUUCGCUGAAGGCCUGCUAGACGACCUAGCUGUGAAGAGCACCGCGCGACUGGAGAGGUUGCAGCAGGCGGGUGCAACCUUGCGAGACUUAUCCGAGUCAGUGAGGUCACCAUCUGCAUGUAAUACCGUUGAGGUUGGGUGA